AUGUAUGCCACCAUCUCAGCUACACUGGGCCACCAGCAGCUCUACUGGAGCCACCUGCGGAAGUUUGGGCAAGGCUCCCACUCCUGCCAGGUCUGCUCCAACCGCCAUGGCCUGAUCUGCAAGUACAGCCUCAACAUGCUCCACCAGUGCUUCCACCAGUAUGUCAAGGACAUCGGCUUCAUCAAGCUGGACUGA
Molecule: messenger RNA, 195 nt
Organism: Heteronotia binoei (common prickly gecko)
Lineage: Eukaryota; Metazoa; Chordata; Lepidosauria; Squamata; Gekkonidae
Product: small ribosomal subunit protein uS14-like
Exons: 1
Coding region: 1-195 (64 amino acids)
Cellular component (GO): cytosolic small ribosomal subunit
Molecular function (GO): structural constituent of ribosome; zinc ion binding
Source: RefSeq, a predicted model, not a curated record